Messenger RNA from Brassica rapa (field mustard), 3292 nucleotides. RefSeq names its product transcription factor MYB3R-4-like. The record is from RefSeq and is a predicted model, not a curated record. Gene Ontology annotation, cellular component: nucleus. NCBI's taxonomy places the organism in Eukaryota, Viridiplantae, Streptophyta, Magnoliopsida, Brassicales, Brassicaceae. Gene Ontology annotation, biological process: regulation of DNA-templated transcription. Gene Ontology annotation, molecular function: RNA polymerase II cis-regulatory region sequence-specific DNA binding; DNA-binding transcription factor activity, RNA polymerase II-specific.
AAAUCUUGAGGGGGUAAAAUUCGAAAUAAAGGAAAAAGAAAGGGGGGGGGGGGUGGGGAAACAAAGAAGGAGAAACAAAUAAUGAGAUGCCCGUUGAGAACUUUGAAAAAGAUAGGAGGAGACACAUGGCCGACAAUAUUUAAAAUGAACGGCCGAGAUUAACUUAGAUUACUCAGAUUUGAUAGGAAGAAGAAGAAGAAGAAAAAAAAAACGUUUAAUUGAGUGUGUGGUAGGGUUUGUGGAAGAAAAUUCGAACUUCCAACUUGAAAUAAGCUCUGCCGACCGUUUAGAUUUUUCUCUCCUUUUAAUUCAAAACAUUUGUUUUUCAAUCGGUGUCUGAGCAGACAGUGAAGUUUUGUAUUUGUCCUAAUCUGAGAUUCGGGUUUAGUUUCUUACGAGAUCUGAUCAAAUUGGAAGCUCGCGUGGGGGGGAGGUUUCCAUAUAAGGAAGGUAUGGAAAGUGAGUGUACAACAACAACGAGCUCAACACCACCUCCUCCUCCUCCUCAGGGGACUACUCAAGGGAACCCCAAAUCGCGUCAAGGGAGGACUAGUGGCCCUGCCAGACGUUCUACUCGAGGUCAAUGGACUGCCGAGGAGGAUGAGAUUUUGACAAAAGCUGUCCAUAGUUUUAAAGGGAAAAACUGGAAGAAGAUUGCUGAAUUUUUCAAGGAUCGAACUGAUGUCCAGUGCCUCCACAGGUGGCAGAAGGUCCUUAAUCCUGAACUUGUUAAAGGUCCUUGGACCAAGGAGGAAGAUGAAAUGAUCGUUCAGUUAAUCCAAAAAUAUGGGCCCAAGAAGUGGUCCACCAUUGCUCGAUUUUUACCUGGCCGUAUUGGAAAGCAAUGUCGAGAGAGGUGGCACAAUCACCUCAAUCCUGCCAUAAACAAGGAAGCUUGGACUCAAGAAGAAGAGCUGGUUCUCAUUCGUGCUCAUCAAAUCUACGGUAAUAGAUGGGCAGAGCUAACUAAGUUCUUGCCUGGAAGGUCGGAUAAUGGAAUUAAAAACCACUGGCACAGCUCAGUUAAGAAGAAACUCGAUUCCUAUAUGUCCUCUGGCCUUUUGGAUCAGUACCAAGCCAUGCCUCUAGCUCCUUACGAUAGAAACUCCGCGUUACAAUCCCAUUUUAUGCAGAGUACUAUGGAUGGUAGUGGCUGCGUGAGUGGACAAGCAGAGCAAGAAAUAGAACAUGGUAUAAUGAACAUGGGGCAACCUUUUCACCACCCUUGUGAAAACUCUCACACAAAUGAGCGAGCUGCAUAUCAUCAAGAUCAGUAUUAUUAUCCGGAACUGGAAGAUAUCUCAGUCUCCAUCUCAGAAGCAUCUUAUGACAUGGAGGACUGUUCACAGUUUCCUGAUCAUAACGUCUCGGCGUCCACGAGCCAGGAUUACCAAUUUGACUUCCAGGAACUGUCGGAUAUUUCACUGGAGAUGAGUCAUAAUACGUCAGAGAUACCGAUGACAUACACCAAGGAGAGGAAGGAAGCCUCUCUAGGGGCUCCAAACUCCACGUCAAAUAUAGAUGUAGCUGCGUACACCAACACAUCUGAAACGGAAUGUUGCAGAGUUCUUUUCCUUGAUCAAGAGAGCGAAGGGGUCAGUGUUUCUAGAUCUUCAACACAAGAGCCACACGAGGUCUUGUGUGCAUCAGCUUCAGACAGCCAGGUUUCAGAAGCUACAAAAUCUCCUGUGAAGAGCUCUUCUUCAACGUCCAUUGCAACACCCGCCUCAGGCAAAGAAACUCUUCGGCCAUCUCCCUUAAUCAUAACACCCGACAAGUAUUCCAAGAAGUCAUCCGGAUUGAUAUGUCAUCCUUUUGAGGCAGAACCAAACUGCAGAACAGAUGAAAAUGGUAGCUUCAUAUGCAUCAAUGAUCCUUCAAACUCUACUUGUGUUGAUGAAGGUCCAUCUUAUCAUUUGAAUGAUUCCAAAAAGCUGGUUCCAGUGAACGAUUUUACUUCUCUGGCAGAUGUCAAGCCACAGCCCUCUCUUCCUAAGCAUGAAACAAACAUGUCGAGAGAGCAGCAUCGUGAGGAUAUGGGAGCAUCAUCAUCAAGUCUAUGUUUUCCAAGCCUGGACCUACCUGCUUUCAACGAUCCGGUCCACGAUUAUAGCCCUCUUGGCAUACGCAAGCUGCUGAUGUCCACCAUGACGUGCAUGAGCCCGCUUAGACUGUGGGAGUCUCCCACUGGGAAAAAGACGUUGGUUGGUGCAAAGUCAAUCCUGAGGAAACGCACGCGUGAUCUGCUGACACCUCUAUCUGAGAAGAGGAGUGAUAAGAAGCUUGAAACUGAUAUAGCAGCUAGUCUGGCAAAAGAUUUUUCACGCCUGGAUGUGAUGUUUGAUGAGAGUGAGAAUCAAGAAUCUAUCUCUGGAACUUCACUAGUUAGUCACAGAAUGCCAGAAGAAACCACGGAUGUCAGUAAAUCACUUGAAAAACAACAGCAAACUUGCUUGGAGGCAAAUGUUCAACAUGCUGAAAGUUUCUCCGGUGUUCUUUCUGAGAGCAAUACCAACAAGCAAGUUCUGUCUCCUCCUGGUCAAUCAUUAACCAAAGCAGAGAAGACGCAAGUCUCAACCCCAAGAAAUCAUUUGCAGAGAACUCUCAUGGCUACUUCUAACAAAGAACAACACUCUUCUCCAAGUCUUUGUUUGGUCAUUAACUCGCCUUCUCGAGCCAGAAACACCGAGGGUCAUCUUGUUGACAACCAGACAAGCAAUGAGAAUUUCAGCAUAUUCUGUGGAACUCCAUUCAGAAGAGGUCUUGAGUCUCCCUCAGCCUGGAAAUCUCCGUUUUAUGUAAACUCUCUCUUGCCCAGCCCAAGGUUUGACACAGACAUAACUAUUGAGGACAUGGGCUACAUUUUCAGUCCAGGGGAGAGAAGCUACGAGAGCAUAGGAAUCUUUACACAGAGACACGAGCAUACAAGUGCAUUCGCAGCAUUCAAUGCAAUGGAAAUUUCACUUUCCCCAAGUACUGAUGAUGCAAAGAAGAUGAAGGACUUGGAUAAAGAGAAUAAUGAUCCUCUAAUGGCGGAGGGUCGAGUGCUGGACUUCAACGAUUGCGAGUCUCCCACCAUAACAGAAGAAGUCUCAUCCUACCUCUUGAAGGGGAUGUAGGUAAAAAGGCUAGAACCUCCUUAAAAUACAUAAUAUUCAAUGCACAUACAUGAACAUGUAUAAACAAUGUAUGGUAUCUUCUAUAAACAGAGCUUGUCCCUGCUUGGAUCUAAUUCUCUUCUUCUUUCUAGUGAAUCAACUUGAAUGAAUUUACGUACACUCUGUGUUCAAUA